Osmerus eperlanus (European smelt) is the source of this 1975-nucleotide messenger RNA. RefSeq names its product POU domain class 2-associating factor 1. NCBI's taxonomy places the organism in Eukaryota, Metazoa, Chordata, Actinopteri, Osmeriformes, Osmeridae. Gene Ontology annotation, biological process: positive regulation of transcription by RNA polymerase II. The record is from RefSeq and is a predicted model, not a curated record. The transcript is spliced from 4 exons. Gene Ontology annotation, molecular function: DNA binding; transcription coactivator activity; POU domain binding. Gene Ontology annotation, cellular component: RNA polymerase II transcription regulator complex. Bases 494 to 1384 code for a protein of 296 amino acids.
UGUUCUAUGAUUAAUAUGAUCCUGUUUCUCCUGGAGGUGACGACGAAGAGCAUGUUUUGAAACACCUCGUUUGACUAUACAGUCACACUGCUCCACAGAUCAUUUGAAAACCUCUUUGCAUCAAUUAUCAGUACGAAGCCAUGCUUUGCAUCAGUCACAGCUCAUACUCUGUGAAGAUUCCAGAAGAGGCAAGUGAUUCUUUUUAGACUGACUGGGUGGCAGCUUCAGUCAUCUAACAACUCUACAAUGAUCUUGAGGGGGAGACGCUAUGGCCUUCAAGGAUGUGCUCUUUGUCUUUGUCUGAUCUCACGGAGCGCCCCCAGCAGGCCAGGCCAGUGCUAGGCCCUACCAGGGGGUGCGCGUCCGAGACCCAGUCAAGGAGCUGUUGAGAAAGAAAAGAGGACUUGACCCCCACAGCACCUGGACAGCGCCACCUGCAGCGGGUCCGGCCACUGUCAUCAGCCUGCCAUCAUACUCCCAAGUCUGUAAGUCAAUGUUCCACAUCAGCCCCUGGAGUCCAGACAUCGGUUGUGAACGUAAUCACCUUGCUGUGUUUGUGCCCUCAGAUCAGGUUGGCUUUGACGCAGUCGGAUGCCCCCCCAGCCCCUCCACCCCCCCAGCAGGCAGUGAGGGAGGGGGGCAGUGUGCCGGCUGGGUUGCCCCCUCUCCAGAACCCCCCAGUGCCUCCUGGCCCUGCCCUGACUAUUACCAGCAGAAUGACCUCAUGACCUCAUGCACAACCUUUACCCCGACGACUUUCAGCACUGCGACCUUCACCCCCUCGACCUUGAGCUACCCCAGUGGCCCAGCGAUGGCGGGGGAGGUUUACAUGCAGUCUGUGUGUCCCAGCUACACGGUCCUGGCCCCACCCUCUGUACUCACCUACACGCACACACCACUUUUCACCAACUUUGGGACCAUCCCUGUGUCCUCUGGAUCCCCCCACUUCCCCCAGGUGGAGCUUCAGGAUGUCGCCUACAUCCCCUGGGCCCAGCCCUUUGCCUCCCUGCCUUCUGUACCCACCCAAGCCUCCAUACCCACCCUGCCCACACUCUCCAACCUCCAUUCCACAGGGGUCCAGUUUGCCGCCUGUUCUGCCACCCUGCCCGGGACCUUGCUCCCCAUGGCACUGCCGCUGAGCUCCCUGCCUCAGACCAACCCCCAGACUGAGGGGCGGCACGCCCCCCAGACACUGGAGGAGGCCCUGGGAGAGGCUUUGGAGGUGGACCCAGGCCCCGACCAGCAACCAGAGCCUAUGAACCCUUUGGAGAUGCUUCUGGAAGAACAGGUGGAGGCAGACGAGGAGAAAAAAGAGGAGGAGGUGGAAGAACAGGAGGAGGGUAGAGAGACAUUUCGUCCCUUGCUCUUCACAUCGGUUAUCUGAAGCCUCAGUUUUAUUUCAUUAGAGAAAUAAAAGAGUUUCAUUAGAGUUUUAUGUUUGUCUUUUCUGAUGAAGCCUCUUGUGAGUACUACAGUUACCAGUUACAGUAUUGCAUACAUUUACUUUCGUACAAAUGACAUAUUUAGAUCUAGAUUAGGGUUCCUACCUCGUCAUUUGGGCCUGUCCUUCUCCUCUCCUUUUUCUUCUUAUCCUCUCAAUAUCUUCCUCGCUUUUUCUUCCUUUGCCCCUCCAUCCCUUCCCUUCUCCUCUCUCGUUCUUCUCUUCUUUCUCACUCCUCUCCUCCAUGACACCGAUAGACCUCAGUCCUCAGCCUGCCCAGUCACCCCCGGCCAGGGGCAGGUCUGCAGGGUGGAGCUGGUCCAGAUGCUGGUCUGGGACUGGGCCAGAGGGAUUUACACCAGGUCACGAUGCAAGGAAUGUGAAUGGAUCCCUGAUAAAUGUGUCAGUCCUUAUCUCUCCUCCUACCCUGGGACAUUUGUUUGCUCCACGGGGGGAAAACGGCCUGAGUAGUGGCUGGAGGGAAGGCAGGGGAGGGGGGGUGGGGUGAGGGCAACUGUCACCUCUGCCUGGUCC